ACGUCGCCCGAGUAACGUGAGGAGCGUGGACAGCCACAGUCCCCGUCGUGCCCGCACCGGUCUCAUCCCCGGACUGACGGACGGACGGGGAGAGGUGUGGGGCGACCGACCGGCACCAUGGAGCUCAUCUGCCGGCUGCACCUUGCAAGCCGGAAGCGUGCACUUCCGCGAUAAAUGGCCACCAUGGAGCUGAGAUAACCGCUUCCUCUUUUCCCCACCAAUCACGGCUCUGGACCGAGUGCAUAACCAUGGGAACGUGGCGCGGCCUGCGGGUGGCGUUCGCCCUGGGCUCUCUGUUGAUGAUCCUGCUGAUCAUCGUCUACUGGGACGACGUCGGGGGCUUCAACCUCCACCCGCUGCAGGAGCCCAGGCGCGGGUCGCCUCGCCCCCGGCCCACCGCCGGAGCCCCGGUCGGCUCCCCCCCCUCCUCCUUCCCCGUCGUCCCCACCGCUGCUCCCAGUGCGACGCCGGCGCUUGAGGAGAGAGGCGGAGCGGCCGAGGCGCACACAGGGCGCGGGGGGAGGGCAAGACAAGUAGAGAGGACGGAGGAAACGAGGGGUGAUGCUGAGGGCGAUAGGGAACAGGAGGCGAGGAAGCAGAGGAUAAUGGACGUGUGUUCGGGGCAGGACGCUGUGGAAUUCCCCGGAAGGACUCGGGCAUUCGAGCAGAUCCCAAACAGGGAACUGGAUCACCUGAUAGUGGAUGAUACUCACCAGAUUAUCUACUGCUACGUCCCCAAGGUGGCGUGCACCAACUGGAAGCGAGUGAUGGUGGUCCUGUCCCAGUCUCUGAUCUCGCCGUCCUCGGGGAAACCGUACACUGACCCGGAGGCUGUGCCUCCUGACCUCGUGCACAACUCCUCUCUGCACCUCACUUUUGCCAAGUUUUGGCGCCAUUACGGUUCUCUGUCCCGCCACCUGAUGGCACUCAAGCUCCAGCACUACACCAAGUUUCUGUUUGUGCGAGACCCGUUUGUGCGUCUCAUCUCGGCCUUCAGGAACAAAUUUGGAAGGCCCAACGAGGACUUCUACAAGCAGUUCGGCUCCGUCAUGCUGCGGCGCUUCGGCAACGCGUCCGGCGGCCUGCCGGAGACGGCGGCCGAGGCCUUUGCGGCGGGGAUCAAGCCGACGUUCCGGCAGUUCAUCGCCUACCUGCUGGACCCCGAGACCGAGAGCGAGAGCGUCUUCAACGAACACUGGCGGCAGGUGUACCGCCUGUGCCACCCGUGCCAGGUGAAGUAUGACUUCGUUGGACGACUGGAGACCCUGGAAACAGACGCGCAGCGCCUGCUGAGGCUCCUGGAGGUGGACGGCCUGCUGCGCUUCCCGUCGGGGGCCCGGAACCGCACCGCGGCCAGCUGGGAGAGAGACUGGUUCGCCCAGAUCCCCGAGACCAUGAGGAGGGAACUGUACGAGCUGUACGAGCCGGACUUCGAGAUGUUCGGGUAUCCAAAACCGGACGGCACGCUCCACCAGUAGACGGCGGCGAGCCAGAGGGCUGUGUGCACAGAGCCCACGCACCCCCCCCCCCCCCCCCCCCCGCCAGACCACCUGCCCCCGAGCCGGGCGGAGGCCUUUGAAGACCCGUCUGUGUUGCUGUUGGUCUAAUUGGCUUCGUGGCACACCUCGAAUGACGGAAGUGCCUGCCAGUGUAGUUGCACUUUUGGCAUCUUUUCAUACGAGCUGCGUUACCCCAGGCUGUUGUCCCCCAUGUAAAGGCACUUUGGAUAGUAUUUUGUUAUUAGUAUUUUGGUAAAUGGGGAAAAGGGACUAUAGCCGUGGACUGACAUCUCUGUGAAGGGAAAUAUGAUGCAGAGAAAUAAAGUCGUCUUGUUCAUGUGA
Molecule: messenger RNA, 1841 nt
Organism: Pungitius pungitius (ninespine stickleback)
Lineage: Eukaryota; Metazoa; Chordata; Actinopteri; Perciformes; Gasterosteidae
Product: carbohydrate sulfotransferase 12-like
Exons: 6
Coding region: 249-1478 (409 amino acids)
Biological process (GO): carbohydrate biosynthetic process; proteoglycan biosynthetic process
Cellular component (GO): membrane
Molecular function (GO): sulfotransferase activity
Source: RefSeq, a predicted model, not a curated record